AUGUCUUGGCGUGUCAGGUUGUCGCAACACUGGGCCGAAGCGGCAGGUGUUGUCGAUGACGACUGGAUCACUGUUUGGACGCAGGUCCGUUCUGAGCUUGGAAUUUCAUUUGAAGCUGGCCAUCCAACUAUGCCAGCACCUUUGGAGGACGGUGGUAUCAGCAUGAGACCCCUCAGCAGUGAAGAGAUGAAGCAAUGGACAUCAAUUCUUUUGCAUUCAGUUCAGAUUGAAACAGAUGGACGUAGGUUGACGUCGCACAGUUGCAAGUGCACUUUGUUGUCCUGGUGCUCGAAAAGAGGAUUGCCCUGGGAGGAUCGGCUAGUGCUUGGAGGUCACACUUCGGCCGUGCGCUCAGCCUUGGUGUACGCUCGUGAUGGCCUUGGCCGCCCAUUGCGCAUGCUCGAGAAGCUGCUCUUGGAGGUGCGGCUAGGGCGUUUCUUGCCUGACGCUACAAGGAGUGGAAGAUUUCCUGGGCCUUUUGCUACAGCACCAGAUUCUGACGAUGGGGCUCACAGUGAAUUUUCGUAUGCUCCAAGUCUUGGUUUUGGAGACCCGGUUGAUGACACAGCCAACAGCACCUUUCAUGAUGGCUGUCUGAAACCUGUGGAGCCACGUGACAAGAGUUCAGAAGGUCCCCAUGCAGCUCUUGAAUGCAAGGUUGAAGCCUCUGGAUCCGUUUGGGAACUGGCAGAUAGCAGCGAGGUGAUUGACUUGGACACUUGCUCAGAGGACAGUGGAUGUUCAGUUGCCACCACCUCGUCUAGCUCGGAUGAGGAAGCCGCUGAGCUCAGCAGUGCCAGACGGCCAGUGCAUCCACCGAAAGUGCCAAACCAGUUGAAGCUCUUGCAGCACAAGAAACUCAAAACGUUGCACCUCAUGGAACUGCAGAAUCAAAGGAUCAUGCUUUGCGGGAGGGUGGCUGAGCCCAGCCGAUACGAGAGCGUGCAGGCUUGUAGGAAACUUGGAUUUGAGGCUGUAGCUGUUGACCAAACGAAGGAUCGGGGACGGCCAAUACCUGGCGAACAUCCCAAAGCCGGGCCUCAGCCACUUCGGUCCGAAGUCUUUCCUGACGGCUUGCCUGAUCUGAGCAGUCAUGAUCAGGCACGAGUAGACAAGGCCAACCGCAGCUAUAGUGUGGGUAUCCCUCGUGAACCGGCUGACUUCAUACGUGAUGCGGUGCGGAAAGGUCAUCCGAGAGAUAUCAUUGCGCAAGUGCCCCAAGAGAUUAAGACUGUUGUGCAUAGCAUGCUGAAUGGAGAUAUGCUGGGGCGCUUCAAGUCGAGGGCGACUUCCUUUGGGCCCUCCUUCAAGUCGCUUGGAGUAAUCUUUGAUGUUGGGGCCAUUCAUGACGGCACCUUCGCACUACAGCAUACCGAGAGCAGGAAGUCCGAGCUGGUGCAGCUUCUUGACAAUCUGAUAGGUGCGCAGAGAACGAUGAAUCAACUUGUCAAAGCCAUCUCGCUUGAGUCUUUACAGAAAAAGAAGGUGAUCACCUUCACCCCAGAUUUUCUUCAGACCUUGACGGACUUGAAGCAUGCGAUAGGGUCCUCUAAGCCUGUGGUGAUUUCUAAAACUCUUUGUACCACCUGGUAUGUCUUUACUGACGGCGCAUAUGAGCCUGAUUCAGAUGUUCUUGCCAGCAUUGGUGCAGUCUUGAUUUCACCGACGGGUACUCCAGUUCAGUGCUUUGGAGAGGUCGUCCCUAAGACCUUCGUGGACGAGCUAUUACAGCAUUCUUCUCAUCCUAUUUACGAGCUGGAAGUGCUUCCGGUAGUCAUGGCCACACGCCUGUGGAUGAAGUAUCUCACAGGGUGCCCCACAGUAUACUUCCUUGACAACGUUGCGGCCAGAGCAACGUAUAUCAAAGGUGUUGGUGCUACGCCUCCUUCCAUUCCUUUGCUCAAAGACUUUGUCCGUUUAGAGGCUAGGUUGAAGAUUUAUUCGUGGUUCGGUCGAGUGCCGAGUCAUUCGAACGUAGCGGAUUCUCCAAGCCGACUUGUCUUUGAUGACCCAGUCCUGUCGGGCUGUCCUCGAGUGCGGAUCAUCAAGUUGAGAUUGAACGUUUGUUUGGUCUUCAGUCUUCAUGUCUUACUUGAAGACACCCUACCUGCUGAUGCGAAGUGCCUGAGCACACGUUUUGUGCGCACUUGGCGCGAAAAGAAGGACGAUGCUGGCAAUGCAAUCUGGUUGAGGAGAAGCAGACUUGUGGCAAGGGAAUGCACUUGGUUGCAACCCGACAGAGAAGCCUUGUUCUCACCGGCUUCAUCCAACAUUGCAACCAGGAUCUUGCCCAUUUGUUUCCUUGCUUUGAGGGAACAUCAAGAGAUUUUGAUGCUUGCAAUUGAUGUGAAGGAUGCCUUCUUGACAGUUGAGCAAGAGCAACCCAUACGUGUCAGGUGCACUGACGCAAGUGGAACCUCGAUUUCCUACAGUCUUGGCCGAGUUCUGCCAGGUCAACGUGAUGGUAGCCUUCUCUGGCACAAAGAUCUAGUGAAGCUUCUCGAAAGCAGCAGCUUGAAAAUGGCCGAGAAUGAGGCCUACCCGUCUAUGCUGCGCUCAGCCAAAGGUGAUUGUUUGAUGUUGGUGCACAUCGAUGACAUUCUCAUCGUGGGCUCUAGGAAGACUGUCCUAGAGGGGCUUAUUCCGUCACUGCAGGCGAAGUACACAGUUUCCAUUGAGAUCAUGUCUGGACCAGGUGAUGAGGUGGCGUUUUUGAAGAAAACACACCAGUUGUUGGCAGAUGGGAGGAUGAUCAUUCGAAUUCAUCCCAAACAUUUGGAUCAGCUUUGCAAGUUGCUUCAUUUGUCAAAACGUUUGCAAAACAAGCGAUCUCCUGGCCACAGUGAAAUUGAAACUCCUGACGCCACUGAAGAGUUGAACCAACAUGUGUUGGAAGACUCAGGCAUUUGA
Molecule: messenger RNA, 2910 nt
Organism: Cladocopium goreaui
Lineage: Eukaryota; Dinophyceae; Suessiales; Symbiodiniaceae
Source: the annotation of a GenBank genome assembly